Ixodes scapularis (black-legged tick) is the source of this 1004-nucleotide messenger RNA. Its product is annotated as RING finger protein 151-like. Gene Ontology annotation, molecular function: ubiquitin protein ligase binding; zinc ion binding; tumor necrosis factor receptor binding. The transcript is spliced from 2 exons. The coding region runs from base 51 to 1004 and encodes 317 amino acids. Gene Ontology annotation, biological process: protein K63-linked ubiquitination; regulation of canonical NF-kappaB signal transduction; tumor necrosis factor-mediated signaling pathway. The record is from RefSeq and is a predicted model, not a curated record. Gene Ontology annotation, cellular component: cytoplasmic side of plasma membrane; plasma membrane signaling receptor complex. NCBI's taxonomy places the organism in Eukaryota, Metazoa, Arthropoda, Arachnida, Ixodida, Ixodidae.
UCUUCUGGUCGUCGGGCGAUAUCCUGACUGGAUACCUUGACCCUUUGAAGAUGAGACCCACCUUCAUAUCCGGAUUUUCCGACACUCUGGAUUGGAGGCCCCUGUACUUCCAAGAGUCCUCCGUUGCGAACAUUGUAUGCUCCCUGUGUGGCCUGGUUUCGAGAAAUGUUGUCAGAUUGCGCUGUGAGCACACACUCUGCUCGGAAUGUCACGAGGAGUCCCAGAGGCGAGGGAGCACUUGUCUACUGGAUGAAGAAUCCUUCGCCGACGAUAACAUUCUUCACCUUGAUAUCUCGGGAGGUUACAUCCUGAACCAUACGGUAGCCUGCGUCAAUGCACCCAAUGGUUGCGACUUCAUAGGUCAAGCUUCUAGGCUCGUGGAUCACUACAAGCAGUGCUCGUUUCACGUCGUGCCUUGCCCCAGGUGCGAAUCAUCAGUGCUAAGGACUGAGAUCGUGGGUCACUGUAAAGACGGUUGCAGUUCUGCGUCCACUACACCCGUGCCCAUUCCGUAUUAUAUGAACGUGAAUUAUGAUAACUUAGAAAUUACAAGCAGUGAACGGAAAAGAGAGAUGCUCAAAAUAUCCGAGGAUCUCUCUCGUCUUCAGACUAGCCUCAACCAGUGGCUUGAGGAAGUCCGAACGUUGGAGAAAAACACAAACAAGGAACUGAAGGAUGCAAUGCUAAAGGUCUCUGACCAUCUCUCCGGUCUGAACACCUGUGCGGAGCGGUGCCGGGAAGAUGCGAGGGAAGCAGCCAGAAACAGCAAAGAGCAGUCGGAAGCUCAAUCGUCGAGACUUUCCGAGCAGUUGGUCAGAAUCGAAACUCAAGGUUUCGCUGCAGUCAAGAAAGAACUGAAACUUGCCAUUGAAGACACAGUGAAGACGCACAUGGCUCAGGAGUUACGUGUACAAUACGAAAAACUUACGAAGAGUAUAUCCAAUUGUGUGCUUGCAUAUUGCGGAAUGUCACUGGUACAUAAAAAGAAUUUCACUGGUACUUGA